UGGCUAUGGUUUAAUCUCUGAACCGGAAGAUAAUGCACUCACGUAACUCUUGCUUCAUCCAAACGAGGGGAGUGCACUGCUCUGAAUGUACCUACGUUUUGCGUUGAGAUGUUUUGCCUCUUAAAUAGUAAUGUGGCUCUCAUAAACUGUCCUAGACCUGAUCCCAUCUGGUGUGAUGGCAGAGGAGCGGAUGAGAGAGCCAGCUGCUUUGGAUGAACUGCCACCAAUGUACAGCAUUCUGAAGGGAGAGGUAGUUUCUGUGACAACUUAUGGUGCUUUUGUUAAGAUUCCAGGAUACAAAAAACAAGGUCUGGUUCAUAAGAGUGAGAUGUCGUCCUGUCGGGUGGAGAACCCAGCUGAAAUUGUUGAUGUAGGGGAACAAGUGUGGAUAAAAGUCAUUGGCAGGGAGAUGAAAGAUGAUAAAGUAAAACUGUCAUUCUCUAUGAAAUCUGUCAAUCAAGGCACUGGGCGGGACCUUGACCCCAACAAUGUUAUAGCAGAACAGGACGAACGUCGCCGGAGACAGUUUAGAGAUCAUACUGAGCAGAAGAUCACGCUGGAGGCUGUGCUUAACACCACAUGCAAAAAGUGUGGGUGCAGAGGUCACUUUGCAAAAGACUGCUUCUCCCAGCCUGGACUGCAGUACAGUUUAGUUCCAGAAGAAGAAGAGGAGGAGCAGCCGCCACAGACCAGUCAGCAAACCCAAUCAGAGCCCCAGAAACGUAAAAAGGAAAAGAAGGCUAAGAAAGACAAGAAGAGAAAGAAAGAGAAGAAAAGAGACAGCUCUUCAUCCGAUAGCAGCGACGAAGUUACCAAACGGCCACGGCAUUCACACACACAUUCAGAAAAAAAGAAAAAACACAAGAAACAUAAGACAAAGUGAUUCUUUUGGUUUGCAAAAUAGUUGCAAUAUGCAAGUACAAGCUUGUGCAAGAAAAGUUUUUUUUUUUUUUGCAUGUAUAUCAAGAUUUAUCUGAUCGUUUUUGGAAUGUAUUUUUUGUUAAUGAUUAAAAGUUUGACCAUUAAAAAUGA
Molecule: messenger RNA, 1032 nt
Organism: Carassius gibelio (silver crucian carp)
Lineage: Eukaryota; Metazoa; Chordata; Actinopteri; Cypriniformes; Cyprinidae
Product: zinc finger CCHC domain-containing protein 17-like
Exons: 9
Coding region: 176-883 (235 amino acids)
Biological process (GO): RNA stabilization
Molecular function (GO): zinc ion binding; RNA binding
Source: RefSeq, a predicted model, not a curated record